Sclerotinia borealis F-4128 is the source of this 1575-nucleotide messenger RNA. Lineage: Eukaryota; Fungi; Ascomycota; Leotiomycetes; Helotiales; Sclerotiniaceae. The record is from the annotation of a GenBank genome assembly.
AUGAAAUUGUUCGCUUGGUUAUCCUUACUGUGCGCUGUGCUGCCAGUGAGCAUCGCUGCUGAAACAUUAUCAUUGAUUGAUAUUAUUCAAGCCCUUCCUAAGUGUGCAGUAACUUGUCUUACCACAGCUAUUGCAGAUUCUACAUGCUCUCUCACCGACCAACAAUGUAUUUGUACAAAUGUUCCUCUAAAUACACAGGUGGAUGAAUGUGUAUUGGGAUCUUGCACCGUUAAAGAAACACUUACGACCAAAAAUGUUACGUCCGUUGCCUGCAAUGCACCGGUCCGGGAUAAACGGGAGUUGUAUAACUGGAUAUCUAAUUCAUUCGUUAUUGCUUCUUGGUUGUCAUACGUUGCGAGAAUUGCUGCAAGGUUCACCUCCGACACAGAGUUCUGGUGGGAUGAUUAUAUGGCAACUGUUGUUAUGAUUGCUGGUAUACCAAGUGCCGUCAUCAACGUUCAAGGCCUUACCACCAAUGGACUAGGAAAAGAUAUUUGGACUUUGACUUUCCAGAGUAUCAGUAACAUGAUUCGUUUCUUCUAUGCAAUCGAGCUCCUAUACUUUGCUCAAGUUAGCUUUGUCAAGAUUUCGAUCCUCCUAUUCUUCCUUCGCCUCUUUCCCAAACGCAAGAUUCGCCGGACGAUCUGGGCUACUAUCGUCGUCAAUGGCAUGAUACUCAUAGUAUUCGACGUGCUUGCCGCCUUCCAGUGCCGUCCAAUUAGUUUUUACUGGACAAGAUGGGAUAACGAGCAUGCGGGAGUAUGUCUGAAUAUCAAUGCAUUGGGAUUUACAAGUGCGGGUGUUAGUAUUGUUAUGGAUAUCUGGAUGUUGAUUCUUCCAAUGACGCAACUCUACGACCUCAACUUGCAUUGGAAAAAGAAGAUUGGAGUGGCAUCCAUGUUGGGUAUCGGUAUAAUUGUCACUAUCGUCAGUAUCCUUCGUCUCAAAUCGCUUAUUCUCUUUUCCAAUACUCAAAACCCAACAUGGGAUUACGUGCAAGUAGGAUACUGGUCCACAAUCGAGAUAUGCGUGGGCAUAAUCUGUUCCAGCAUGCCGGCAAUGCGCCUCCUCCUCGUCCGCAUCUUCCCACGCAUGUCCGGCUCCACCAACAACUCAUCCAACCACUCGAAAUCCGCAGGCUACGACCCGAGCAAAAGACGACCCAGCGUCCCCAAACUUAGCUCGCGGACCUCGUACCCGAACAGGAGUUCGUAUGCGGCAGGACCGGGUAUCACGAUGAAGAAGACGUUUGAUGUGGUGUCGAAUCAUAGGGGAAUGGCUUUCGAUCGAGAGAUUGAUGAGGAAGAAGAUGGAACGGAAUUGGUGAGUAGAUUAGGGACGGCGGGUGGGGGUGAGGAUAGAGAAAUCGAUGAAGAGGAUGGUGCGGAAAUGGUGGGUAGGCUAAGCACAAAGGAGCGGGAGAUGGAGAUGGAGCUGGAGCAGAAAUCGAGUUAUGAUCAUUUGGGAGAUGAUUUGUCGCCGGGCUUGGAUCUGGAUCAGAAGAGUAGGAAGAGUAGUGCGAGGAGUGUGAAUGAGGGGGUUUUGAUGAGUCCGAGGAGUCCGGGUUGGGUUUAA